This is a messenger RNA of Neoarthrinium moseri, 411 nucleotides long. RefSeq lists its product as uncharacterized. The transcript has 2 exons. Gene Ontology annotation, cellular component: nucleosome. Gene Ontology annotation, molecular function: protein heterodimerization activity; structural constituent of chromatin; DNA binding. The coding region runs from base 1 to 411 and encodes 136 amino acids. NCBI's taxonomy places the organism in Eukaryota, Fungi, Ascomycota, Sordariomycetes, Amphisphaeriales, Apiosporaceae. The record is from RefSeq and is a predicted model, not a curated record. Gene Ontology annotation, biological process: rRNA transcription.
AUGGCCCGCACCAAGCAGACCGCCCGCAAGUCCACCGGUGGCAAGGCUCCCCGCAAGCAGCUCGCCUCCAAGGCUGCCCGCAAGUCCGCGCCCUCCACCGGAGGUGUCAAGAAGCCUCACCGCUACAAGCCCGGUACCGUCGCUCUCCGUGAGAUCCGUCGCUACCAGAAGUCGACCGAGCUCCUGAUCCGCAAGCUGCCCUUCCAGCGUCUGGUUCGUGAGAUCGCCCAGGACUUCAAGUCCGACCUGCGCUUCCAGUCCUCCGCCAUCGGUGCCCUGCAGGAGUCGGUCGAGUCCUACCUCGUCUCCCUCUUCGAGGACACCAACCUGUGCGCCAUCCACGCCAAGCGUGUCACCAUCCAGUCGAAGGACAUCCAGCUCGCCCGCCGCCUCCGUGGUGAGCGCAACUAA